Molecule: messenger RNA, 2291 nt
Organism: Catharus ustulatus (Swainson's thrush)
Lineage: Eukaryota; Metazoa; Chordata; Aves; Passeriformes; Turdidae
Gene: CDCA2
Product: cell division cycle associated 2
Biological process (GO): regulation of mitotic nuclear division; regulation of chromosome segregation
Cellular component (GO): nucleus; chromosome
Source: RefSeq, a predicted model, not a curated record
ACAAACCUGAUUUUGCUGCUGUGCUAAGUGCUGAGUUUGGGAUCGCUCAGGAAGGUUUUGGCAAACCACCCAUGGGUACUUCCCCAGCUUCACUAAAAUUCAGGAGAAGAUCAACCAUUGGCUUGAGGGGAUCACCAGAAAACAACUCCCUGAUCAGGUACCUGGCCCAGCAGAGGAGCAGCAGGCAGAAAGAAGCUUUCACCCAGAUCUCUCCUUUCAAACCUGCAAAUGUGAGGUCACUGAAGGACAAGAUUGAUGCUUUCCAAGCCUCCUUUGAAUCCCUGCAAGAAGCUGAGGGGGAGCCUUCCAAGGAAGGAGAUUCCUCUCAGGACAAAACACCUUUUAAAAAAGAGCCAAACCUGGAGCAGUGGAAUGAAAAGUUCAUGUUGGGCAACAGAGGAGCUGCUUUGAAGGAAAAUUUAAGUGAAAAUGGGAGCAAGAGCAGCAGGAGGGAGCUCAGCAUCUUGUCCCCACAGCCAGCUGUGACUGCCACUGCUGCAAAGAAAUACUCCAACAGUGCCUUUGACAGAGGAGAUGAAUCUGCUGCAGUCUCCAGUUGUGUGAAAACCUUUGAACCAUUGCAAACAGACACAAGUGCCAGCCAGAGCUCCAGAACACCAAAGAAGAAAAAAGUGACAUUUGGGGACGCUCUGAGCCCCGAAAUCUUUGACCAGAGCCUCCCUGCCAACACCCCCCUGCGCAGGGGAGCCUCCCCAGGCUGUGCUCCCCAGAGCCCCUGGGGCAGCCUGCAGGGCAGGCUGCGCCUGAGGACACUGAAGGGAGCAGCUCUGGAGCCACAGCCACAGAGGGUGACAAAGCCAGAGGGUGACAAAGACACUGAGGAUGGCAAAGCCACUGAGAACCCAAAAAGGAGCAAGAUCCAGAGACAGAAAAAUCCAACCACAACUGCUCCAAGAAGACCAAGAAAACAAAAUACCCAAGCUUUGGGAGAAGAAAAAGAAAAAGUCAUGAAAUGUUUAUAUGGAGAAAGAGAAAUGGCUUCUAAGAAACCCCUCCUCAGCCCCAUCCCUGAAAUUCCAGAGCUUUUCUCUUUUGUCUCAUCUCCAAGCUCACCACUCCUUACAGAGGGUGCAGGUCUGGCUGAGCCCACACCCAGGGGUGCCUGCAGGGCCAGGGACACCCCCAGGAGCCCCAGGCUGGCAGGAUCUGUGCCAGGGGGCUCUGUGCAGCUGCUGCUGCAGGGAGCUGCUGGCACUGCUCAGUUUUCAAAUGCUGUGCCAGAUGCAGGAAGUGCUUUUGAUACAUCUGAGUAUUUCCAGCAAGGUGAAGAGGCUCCAUGUGAAACAGAAACAAAAGAAAGCAGUUCCUUGUUAGAAAAGGAGGGAUUGCCAGGAAAUCUCCUGGCUGGAAUGGAAAUUGUGCAGGAGGAUCCAGUCAGAGCUGAUCCAGCAAGGAGAAGAAGAAGGAGCAGCACUUCCUUCCCCUUCCCUCCUGCUGAAAAGUUAGAAAUCAGUGAAGCUGAUGUUGCAGUUUGUUCCUACAGCCUGGAGCAGGUUCUGGCAGGGUCCCUGCAGGGCUGCAGGAGCAGCAGGGCCAGCACUGAGCUCAGGGUGAGGCGCAGCAUGAGGCUGAGCAGGGGGGCAGCCACCGAGGGCCUGGCCUGGGUCCAGCUGCCCCCUGAGCUUCCCAAGCAGCCUCCCCGAGGCAGGAGGAGCAGCAGCAGCUCCAUCCUGGCAGGAGCUGAGAAUAUUCACCCCAGGGAGCAAAACCUGCUCCCCUUGGCAGCCCCAGGGAAGGAGAAUGAGGGCUCUGCUCCUGCCAGGAGGAUGAGGAGGAGGAGCCUCUGUGAAGCCACAGCUCCAGAAAUGCCCCAGGCUCCCAACCAGAGGAGGAGAAGCACAAAUUCUGUGUGUAGGAAGGACAGCAGGAACCAAAACCACUCAGAAGCAGCAGAAACUCUUGAGCUGAGAUUGAAAGAUGUUUCAGGCAUCUCUGAUUUUCUGAAGUGAAGGUGCUGCUUAGAGCUUGUGUUGUCUCAAGUACAGUUUUCUUCUCUUUCCCAACUUCUUAUUUUCUUACUCAUUUUCUGGAUAACUUAGAACUCACUUUCCUUGUCUUGGUGCCUAAAAUGCCUGAAGAUCUGAACUGUGUGGCAGACUGGCUCAGAGCAUUGCUCUGGGACAGUUUUAUGGCAGAUAAUGAAGAGAAUAAAAUUCUUCUCCCUGAUCAAUGUGGGUUUGCUUUUUGGAGUUAAACCAUGGAGCUCCUGUUCCUCCAAGGGUUUGUUUCCCAUGUGCUUGACCAUUCCCUAUAAAUUGCUGGUGAAAUCU